Molecule: messenger RNA, 3564 nt
Organism: Penicillium griseofulvum
Lineage: Eukaryota; Fungi; Ascomycota; Eurotiomycetes; Eurotiales; Aspergillaceae
Product: ABC transporter, transmembrane domain, type 1
Exons: 15
Coding region: 1-3564 (1187 amino acids)
Biological process (GO): transmembrane transport
Cellular component (GO): membrane
Molecular function (GO): ABC-type transporter activity; ATP hydrolysis activity; ATP binding
Source: RefSeq, a predicted model, not a curated record
AUGCUGAGCUCACACUAUUGUAAUGGUACCGAAGAAGGGAGGAUCGGGUUUUGGAGCCGAAGCUUCUUUGUUUGGAUAUUGCCAUUCCUUCAGACAGGGUAUCGAGAAGCCCUAGAGGUUGAGGAUGUUCCGGAAGUCGACACAAAACUUCAAGGACAAUGUUCGGGUACAACUGUGAACUAUAUCGGGGGAACUUCAGCGUCCGAGCCUAAGAUUUACGGAAAUGCACUCACCGGCGCGUAUGUUCUGGUGUACAUGGGGUUAGCGGUUUCCAAAGCUGUAUACUGGCGUCAGACAUACCGUCUUCUCACUAUGAUGAGAUCUGGUCUUAUAUCUAUGAUCUAUGACCAGACUAUCGACCUGAGUGCGGCUGAUUUGACUGAUUCCGCAGCUAUCACAUUAAUGGGCACUGAUGUCGAACGAAUAAUGGCGAAUUUGAAAAACAUCCAUGAGGCAUGGGCAUCUGUCGUAGAACUGGGGAUAGCGAUUUGGUUAUUGGAGCGCGAGAUUGGUGUCGCCUGCUUUAUACCCCUCCUCAUCUCACUGGGUUCCGUGUUAGCAAUGGUCCCAGUGUCAAGUCGGUCUGGGAAGGCGCAGAAACAAUGGAUCGAGCGAGUACAAACGCGACUUGCAGUGACAGCAAACACAUUAGCUAACAUGAAGGCUGUACAAAUGCUUGGGUUGAGGGAUGUUAUCUUACCACUGGUGUCACAUCUGCGUGAAAUGGAAGUGAAAACUUCAGUUACUUUCCGAAAGUUGUUGAUAUGGCAGGUUGCGCUCUCCAACUUGCCAGUUGUCCUCGCUCCCUUCGCUACGUUUCCCAUUUACGCGGUAAUAUCUGUCGUGCGACACGAUGGAUCAAUCCUCUCUGCUCAGGCAUUCACAUCCCUCGCUUUGAGUUCUCUUCUCACAAAUCCCCUGCUCAUAUUUUGUCAAGCGAUGCCUGCACUCUGGCAGGCCGUCGCUUGCUUUGACCGAAUUGAAGCAUAUUGUGCAGAGAACACCCCUUCAGCCGCAACACACGAAGAGCAGGCUCAGCCGUUCUCGACAUCUGAAAAAUUCUUGAUCUCAUUCCAGAAUGCAAACAUAGCAUGGUCCCCGGAAAAAGAGCCCGUGCUACGCAGUCUGAAUGUUGAUAUUUACCAAGGUAUUACGAUGAUUGUCGGUCCUGUUGGAUGUGGGAAGUCAACUCUGAUCGAGAGCAUCCUCCAUCAACACAUGGUUAAAAAUGGUACCAGGACAGCGUCAUUCUCAAAAGCGGCCUACUGUCCACAGACCCCGUGGAUUUGGAAUGACACCAUCCGGAACAAUAUCAUGGGAUUCCUGACAUUUGAUCAAGUAUGGUAUAAUUUCACAUGCGAGGCAUGUGGCCUGCAGGAGGGCCUCGACGCUCUUGCAGAAGGCGACAUGCAUCUAGCUGGAAGUGAUGGCAUCUCACUUAGUGGAGGCCUAAAGCAGCGAAUUGCGCUCGCCCGAGCGGUUUACUCCAGGCUUGAUGUUGUCAUUCUGGAUAAUGUGUUCAGCGGACUCGACUCGACGAAUGUUGCUCUUAUCUCGAACCGGCCUUUUGGCAAAGAUGGAUACUUCAAGAAACCGGGAAUAUCCGUUAUUCUCGCAAUGAGUACCUAUCAGUUGCUUCCCCAUGCAGACAAAAUAGUGAUGAUGGAUGAGGGAAAGAUUACAGCAUCGGGGUCAUACAGUGAAGUACUAUCUAAGGAACCGAAGAUUUCUUCAGGAGUUGAACACCCAACUGCGGAACCUCCUCUUGCAAUGGUGGGGAAGUCAAACUCUCAUCUCACGGUUGUCGAAAACAAAGAUUCUCUCAACGCUUUUGUGGAGAUAGCCAAUGACGAAAAGACCACCCUCGCUGGACAUCAACAAAAUUGGUCCGUGUAUACAUACUACUUUCGAAGUGCAGGAUAUGGCCUUUUGGUCUCGUUUUUAGCCUUCAUUAUUAUUGAGGCUUUCUGCACCAGCUUCCAAACACUUUGGAUUCAAUGGUGGGUUGAGGCAAAUGAAGAGCAACCUAACAAGCAGCUGGGGAUGUAUCUCGCUAGCUGCUGGUUGCUCUUCAUUCGAGCGCUUAACAACACUUCGCUGAAUUUGCAUUCCGAUCUUCUCAAAGCAGCGCUUAGGGCAACGAUUACCUUCUAUCAAAGUGUAGACACCGGAUCAACAACGAAUAGCCAAGAUUUGGAACUUAUUGAUAUGAUGCUACCAAUAUAUGCUGUCAACUGCGUGACUAGUUUCAUUGAGGUUUUCAUCAGCGUCAUUAUUAUCUGUGCCAUGGGUAGAUACCUGGCAGUCUCAAUCCCAUUCCUAGGGGUGGUUCUAUUCUUCAUUCAGUCAUAUUACCUACGCACAUCCCGACAGGUCCGAUUGUUAGAUAUCGAGGCCAAGGCGCCCCUUUACACACACUUUCUCGAGACGAUCCAGGGUAUAUCAAGCAUCAAAGCCUUUGACUGGGGGCUCCAGCUACGAGAAAAAAGCGACAUUCUACUAAACCGAUCCCAGAGACCGGUCUACAUGCUUUACAGUAUUCAGCAAUGGCUAAUUCUGGUUUUGGAUUUGGUUGUUGGGGCUAUCGCAGUCGUUUUGAUUGCAGUCAUCACAUCCCUACGAGAUCAAUUCAGUGCAGCAUCCAUUGGAGUUGCACUGAACAUUAUACUGACACUAAAUCAGACCUUGGCAAAUGCUCUCAAGAUGUGGACCAUGACUGAAACUUCUAUCGGGGCUGUCUCGCGUGUAAAACGCUUUAUAGAAGAUACUCCCUCGGAAGAACGCUGCGUGAGAUCUCCAGAUGUUCCUCAAUUACCGCACCCCUGGCCUUGUGAAGGUGCUGUGGAGUUUACGGACAUGACUGCUGGGUAUGGCCACUCAACCACUCCAAUCCUCAAAAGUAUUACCAUGACUAUCAAGCCAGGGGAAAAGAUUGCCAUCUGUGGACCAUCCGGGAGUGGAAAGACAUCACUUAUCAUGGCGAUUCUCCAGAUGCUUGACGUUCAAUCUGGAUGCAUCAACAUAGACGGCGUGAACCUUGCCGAGAUUUCGAGAAGCACAAUCCGCUCGCGCAUCAACGUUGUCCCUCAAGAACCCUUCUUCAUGCCAGGCACCCUCCGCUUCAAUCUUGAUCCUCGCCAGUGUGCGAUCGAUGCAGAACUGAUCUGUGCUGUCGAGAAGGUGGGCCUCUGGGAUCGGGUCCGUGCUAAAGGGGGCUUGGAUAUGGAGUUCUCUGCUGGGGACUGGUCGGUUGGGCAGAGGCAAUUGCUUGCCUUGACUCGGGCCCUCGUGAAGAAGAGUGCUUUGUUAAUCUUGGAUGAGGCAACAAGCAGUGUCGAUUGGGAAACGGAAGCGAUCAUGCAGGAGAUUAUCGAAAAGGAAUUUUCACAGCAAACUAUCAUUGCGGUGGUCCAUCGGCUUCGUUAUGUUCAUUGGUUCGACCGGGUGAUGUUGCUCAAGCAUGGCGAACUUGUGGAGUGCGAUCGAGCUGAAGAGUUGCUGCAAAGGGAUUCUGACUUACGGAAGCUCUAUUUGGCUUUCCAGGAGCCAUCUACUAGUGGAUAA